Molecule: messenger RNA, 1560 nt
Organism: Aspergillus versicolor CBS 583.65
Lineage: Eukaryota; Fungi; Ascomycota; Eurotiomycetes; Eurotiales; Aspergillaceae
Product: cytochrome P450
Exons: 7
Coding region: 1-1560 (519 amino acids)
Molecular function (GO): iron ion binding; monooxygenase activity; heme binding
Source: RefSeq, a predicted model, not a curated record
AUGACCAUUUUGACACCUGUCUGUGGUCUUUCGGACUAUAAAACGAUACUAUGUAGCCUCAUUGGGGCAUAUUUGUUCCUCUGGGUUAUAUAUGCACGCACAGUUCAUCCCUUUGCCAAAUAUCCAGGGCCCUUCCUGGCAUCGGUUUCGAGGUUAUGGAUCAUUCUGGAUGUCAUGCAGGGAAGUGCACACAAGACGCAAGCAGAGUUGCACAAAAGAUUUGGUAUGUGUAGCUACAGGCUUUCACGUCCGAUGAUUCGGAUUGCCCCAAACGAAGUCGCUAUCUCUGAUCCACGCGCAAUAAAAGAAAUAUAUGCUGUGAACUCUGGAUUCACCAAAACAGACUUUUAUCUGCCGUGGAAAACCAAAUUCUCUCGCUUUCCCGAUCACUUUUCGCAAACUGAUGAAAAGGCCCACGGCCAGAGAAGGAAGAUUGUUAAUAACAUCUACUCAAUGACGAGCGUGGUCAAAUCGGAGCCUUUAAUUGAUGUUUGCAUCGAACUGUUCAUGGAAAGGAUGAACGAAUUUGCCCACAAAGGUCAGUCUAUAGAUCUCGCUACCUGGCUGCAGUGGUAUGCCUUUGAUGUUAUCGGAGAGCUCUAUUUUAGCUCCAUGUUUGGCUUUAUGAGAGAACGGACGGAUUAUGGUAAUUACAUCGCAUCUCUUGAUACUUUACUACCCGUGCUUUGCGCUGCUAGCGUAAUGCCUACCUACCUCAGGGGCCUGUUUCUUUCUUCUGGUAUGCUAUUAAGCUCAGCCAGGAAAGCACUCAAGGCCCUGCAGAAUAUUGAACAAGCUUCCGCAACCUGUGUUCAAGAGAGAUUACAGUCAAAUAUAGUUGAAACUGAUACCAGAGAGGAUUUUCUCGGCAAGUUACUCGCAAUUCAUGAAAAUAAAGGCAAGGAACAAGAUUUCGACCUAGCAAAUGUACAAACAGAAGUGUACAGUGGAUUGUUUGCUGGUAGUGAUACAACCGCUGCAGCUCUAUCCUCAAUCAUCUAUCAUGUGUUAAGCAAUCCCGUUAUCUACGCCAGACUUACCAAGGAAAUUGAUGAAGCCACGGAAGCCGGGAAGCUCAGCUUCCCGCGAGUAAAAUAUACCGAAGCCACUAAGCUCCCAUAUCUUGUCGCAUGCUGUAAGGAGGGUAUGCGAAUUCACCCCAGCGUUGGUUUGACAUUGCCACGGGUUGUUCCAACGGGAGGGUGUCGCAUUGCAGGACAAUGGAUCCCCGGUGGGCUUCGCGUUGGGGUAAACGCUGCGGUAGUCCACUUCAAUAAAGAAAUAUUUGGAGAGGACGCAGAGCAGUAUAACCCUGAUCGGUGGUUUCGGGAAAAUGCUGUGCAGAUGGACCGACACAUGUUCCAGUUCGGUGGCGGCUCCAGGACAUGUAUUGGAAAGAAUAUCUCCCUUUGUGAGAUUCAAAAGCUUGUUCCAGAGAUUCUCCGGACCUUUAACAUCACGCUAGAAGCUCCUGAAAAAGGGUUCAGGUCACUCAAUCACUGGUUUAACAAGCCACUUGCUCUUAACGUGGUUAUGCAGAGGCGCGAGCUUAAUGUUUAA